AUGUCAUUCGGGUGGUCUGCUGGAGAUAUUGUGACCGCGAUCAAGUCGGUACGUGAGGUCUAUCAGGCGCUUGAUAGCCUCGAUGGCGCCCCCAAAGAUUUCCAAGCUACCUAUUAUUUCCUCCGAGACCUCUCUCAUACACUCCUUUCUUUACAGAACCUGGACAGCGUCCUGGGCAAUCAGCCAGAACCAGAGUACUUCAAAGACAUCAGAGACCAAGUCAACUUCAUUAGAGGUCCUGUCGAAGAAUUUCGGCUUGCGAUAUCCAAGUACAAGACCAGCCUUGGCUUCCAAGCCAAACAUGGCCAUCACCGAAGCAUUAUACCAAAACUCAGAUGGCACUUUUCGAUGUCGAAAGAUGUGAUGAAAUUGAAACAGAGCAUUGGCGAUCGUUUGCCAGUCGUCAGCAUGCUUCUACAACGUUUCACACUGGAUACGGUUACAGCACUGCAGAGAACCCUCCCUGAUACCUGGAGGAGGACUUUCGAGGACCCUGUUCGCCCGGAGCUUGUCAGUCUAUUGCGCGAAGAAAUCUCUGGCACGGCUGGCCUGUUCGACCUAGACAGGGAGAAAUGGUCAGUACCGCUGCAGGACCUUAAUGAUCAAGUCAAAGGGGUGAAGAAGAUUGCCGAUGAGCUCAAGACAACUCAACUGGAGCUCAAGUCGGUUUUGGGGACCGGCGCUAUUGAUAACAGUCCAGUUUCUAGGAAUGGGAUUGAUAGCACUGGAAAUGAAUGUCUUUUCCAAGCGAACGGCAUUGCCAGGGCGCAGCACGACACAGAGACUUUGAGAGAAGUAUACUAUGCUGUUUGCCUCUACAUCGGCCAGUGUCUAAGGAACUUCUUCAUCUUCCUGGCGCGGAGUAUUCAACCGUCCAAGUGCCUGUCACCCGUUCUAAUCGCCAAGUAUAACAUCACUUUUCUCGAUGCCAUGGGAAGUCCCCCAAAAGUAUUGCCAUACGAGUAUUUCCAAAAUUACAAGUUACUCCACACAUUCAUACGAGAGCAAUUUCGGGGCAUACCAAUUGUCGACAGAGGCAGAUACCUCAUAUCCAGCGUGGCGAAUAACCGCUUUUUGGAUCAGGGCAACUGGCGCCGCUACAUUGCUCCUGGAAGUAAAAUUGCAAUGUCUGCACUGGUACGCGACCGUGCGGAGAAAAGUUUUCCGACAGAGACAGGCCGCGAGCAUUGUCCUGAACCGGCGUGCCCUGGAUUUCUGCCAAAGGUCACGUAUGGCGCUUGGGUCACAUGCACUCUAUGCGGAAAGCAGGUCUAUGGCACCCAAAUAGACUUUGAAGAUGCCAAAUAUUCCCAGGCAGCAUGGCGCCGGUCUAUCGACGAUAUUGAUCAAAUAGUUGAUCGUCGGCGCGGGGAAAGGAAAAGCUAUGAGCGUCAACAAAAAUCCCAGACAGACAGUAGUGAUGCUGCAGAUGAGUUCUCAGAUGAUAUUGCAGAUUCUGACGAAGAAGACACUUCGAUUUUCACCAGAUUGGUGCGAGAGACUCGCAUUGACUCGUCAUCCUCAUUCUAUUCACCUUUUGACAUUGCUUACGUUAGAGACAAGUUUCCAAGUGCUUCCCAGAAGAUCCAUGAAAAAUUGGGUAGGGAAAAUACGUUGAGGCGUGGGCGAAUGAAGAAAUGGUUCGCGAUACACCAGAAUGCUUCCAUGGCCUACAGACGUAUGCAAGGCAAAGAGAAUGACCAAGAGCGCUCAAAUAUUCCGAAGGUUGGGUCACCAGUCAGGACAGAAAAGAGCGAUAAAGGAAAUGCCACUUCCUAUGCCACAGAAAUCUUCAGAACUCGAGUGCCUCCUUUGAGCGCGAAGUAUUAUGGUGGCACGCCAUUUGAGUGCCAAAUUUGUUUCCAAGUGAUCACAGUAAAAUCCAGAGUUCAUUGGAAAAAGCACGUGUUUCAAGACCUUCGGCCAUACGUGUGCCUCGUACCCAAUUGUAUCAACGGCCAAACAUUCGCGUCUCGCUCUGACUUGAAGGGCCACUACAAUCAGUCUCACGAGUACGCCCAAGACGGCGAAUGUCCUCUUUGCCACGAGCAAUACCAUACGACGAAAAUGGCGCAUAUGGCGCAUAUGGCUGUGCAUAUGGAGCAUAUUGCCUUAUUCACGCUCCCUUCCGGCUUUCUUGGAACCUAUGAAGAUGACAAUGGUAUUUAUGAUGAUGAUUCCUAA
Molecule: messenger RNA, 2184 nt
Organism: Neoarthrinium moseri
Lineage: Eukaryota; Fungi; Ascomycota; Sordariomycetes; Amphisphaeriales; Apiosporaceae
Exons: 7
Coding region: 1-2184 (727 amino acids)
Source: RefSeq, a predicted model, not a curated record